Molecule: messenger RNA, 6494 nt
Organism: Momordica charantia (bitter melon)
Lineage: Eukaryota; Viridiplantae; Streptophyta; Magnoliopsida; Cucurbitales; Cucurbitaceae
Source: RefSeq, a predicted model, not a curated record
UGGAUGGGACAUGGAAAGGAAUCUCGGCGCCCACGUUCUCGAUUACGCUCUGUUUCGGAUAAUGAAUUUGCCGAUGCGUUCCCGGUGUGGUAUUUGAUUCUAAAUCCGUGAUCGGGUGGGAUUGGUAGUGUUUUUGGGGAAAAUACUUAUUGGGUUUUUGUGGGUUUUUAGUUCUGGAAGAUGGGUUUGGAUUUUGUUGGUGGGGGCGACGGAGGUUUGGUUUUAAGGGAUGCGAGGAAGGAAAUAGGGCUAGGCGGUGCCAGGAGAGAGAUGGAAGAUACUGAGCUUGAAGAAGGAGAAGCUUGCUCCUACCAGAACAAUGAAGAUUUUGAUUCAAAUAUUGACCCUGAUGUUGCUCUCUCCUACAUCGACGUGAAACUUCAACAUGUUCUGGGACACUUCCAGAAAGAUUUUGAAGGUGGAGUCUCUGCAGAAAAUUUAGGGGCAAAAUUUGGUGGAUAUGGUUCAUUUUUGCCUUCCUAUCAACGGUCUCCAGUUUGGUCUCAUACAAGGACUCCACCAAAAGGUCAUAAUUGCAGCACGUCCAGAUCUCCCAAUAAUUUUCAACAGGAGGCUGGCCAUAAUAACUCUGUUGUUUCUUCGACUACACCUCAGUCAGUAAGACCUGGACCCCCUUCUACUAGUUCUACAUCACUGCCCAUAAUCAAAGGUCCGAAUCUGAAUGAAUCGUCCAAGCAAGAAGUAUGCAUGCCUUUCCAGCAUGUUGAAGAGCUUGCUUCUGCUUAUGGAUGUGUGAAGAAUAAAUCUACUACUUCUUCGGACCAAAAAUCGCUGAAGGUGCGAAUUAAAGUGGGUUCUGAUAGCCUGUCGACAAGAAAAAAUGAUGCAAUCUAUAGUGGUCUUGGCCUAGAUGUUUCUCCAUCUUCAUCAUUAGAUGACAGCCCCUCAGAAAGUGAAGGGAUCUCUCGUGAGCUUCAGGAUGGCCCGUUUGAAUCUCCAACUAGCAUUCUUCAGAUGAUGACAUCAUUUCCAGUUCAUGGAGGUCUCUUGCUGUCACCUCUACCUGAUGAUCUUAUUCAUCUAACUCAGAUGGGGAAGCCUGCAAGAGAUAACAAAUCUAUUCGUGUCCAACAGUACAAUCAGGAUCGCCAGUUGGCAGGGGGGUCUUCUUUGAAAGGUUCUCAAAUGUCAGUUGAGAAGAAAAUGUCAAAAGAUGUAAAUGGCUUCUUGUCCGAAUCAAAGAACACGAAUAGAAAGGAUUUUAUGAAUGGCCCAAAUACAUCAAAAAAGAAUUCAGAAGUUGAUACAGUAGCUUGUGAGGAGCUUGUUUCUAAUGCGUUGAAGCUUCCAAUUCUAGGAAAUUCAUAUACCAUUGCAGGUGAGACUACAAAGAGUAUGAAUAGGCCAUCUGAAACAUUUAUGGAGGCAGAUAAAGUUGUGGCGAGGGGCAGGCAUUCUUUUGAUCAACUGGAAGAGGGCCUAGUAGAGCCUCCAUUUACUAUAGAGGAUGAGAAGCAAACUAAUGGUUCAUCUGGAAAGGUUAGGGAGCUAAAGAAAGCCAAUAUUUUUGACGAUAUUUCAGCUUCUGCAAAAAAAUCUGGGGAAAGCAAGAGGGAGAAAACUAUUGACUUGGUUGAAGCCUGCUCAAAGGGGAAGAAUACUUCAAAUGGUGAUCAAAUAGAUCCUCUCAAGCGUAAUGCCAGUCAUAAAAACGCUCUACACGUCCAUAAUAACAUGAAAUAUACUUCAGGAAAGGAUCCUUCAAUUGAGGGAAAAAAGAAGUCGAAGUUUGGUCCAGCUGACUGUAUGCCCAAUGGAGAAGUAUCAAAACGUAGUAUGAAGUCUGGCUCCUCAGGUUCCAAAACUAAGAGUAUUAAUAAAGCAGACAAUAUUUCAACCAGACCUGAAAUUGAAGACCACAAGCCACCGAAGGACUUCAGAAAAUCUAAGGAUAGGUACCUAGAGUUCUUUGGAGAAUUGGAAGACGACGAUAAUCUAUUAGAUACAUCAGAGGUUCCUUUUGAGGGCCAACUAAAUCACUCUGAUGUAUUUGAAAAACCAACACCUGCUGUUCCUUCAUCAAAGGAGAGAUUAGCUGUUGAGAAAACUAGCAAGUCAUUGGCACCAAAAGCAUUUCCAGUAGUCAUGAACCUUGCAAGUGGGACAGUAUCUGCUGCUCCUGCUGCAGGGGAUAAUGUAUCUGCACAAGAGGACUGGGUUUGUUGUGACAGGUGUCAAACAUGGCGGCUUCUUCCAUUGGGCACAAAUCCUGCUGACCUACCUGAGAAGUGGCUUUGCAGCAUGCUUGACUGGCUGCCUGGAAUGAACCAAUGUGGUUUUAGUGAGGAGGAGACAACAAAUGCUUUAAGGGCAAGGUACCUAGUGCCUGCUGUUCCUGAGGGUAAUAUUUGCAGUAACCUGAGUGGAGUUGUGCCAGGAGUGGCUAAUGCUCGGCAAUCUGAGCAAAAUUAUCGUCAUUAUGAUUUUCAUGCUGUGCCUGGUGGUGGAAAGAAGAAGCAUGGAGGAAAAGAGAGACCGAUUACAACACUUAAAGGGGAUGCCCCUCAGCUAUCAAACUCAAAGAAGAAUGAAGGAACCAUGAAAAGCAGGAGUUUAGAUGACGUGAACCAGUUGCCUAUUGGAGAUGAAGCUAAUUUUCGGCAUUUAAAUAAGGCCGGUGAUAUGCCUGUGGAGAAGCACAGGCAUAAGCACAAAGAGAAGCAGGAAUCUGUUGAUAUCUUAUCUGAUGGGGGUGCUACCAAGAUUUUAAAGACUAAACACAGAAAAGAUAAAGAACAAGAUUACCCUAGACCUUCUAAGAAAGUCAGAACUGAUGGUCUGGAUUUGAUUGAUGAAGACCAGAUAUCAGUGCACAGUGGGUCUGUUGUGAGGGUUGGCCCAAACUUGAACAUUGGAUUUCCUUCUGCAUCAGGUGGGAAUAAUAAGUAUAAAAAUAUUGACCAUUCUUCUAAGGACUCAAAAUAUAACAUGGAUGUUACCCACCGAGUACCCAAUGAUAAAAAAGAAAACAAACUGCUGGGUGCCUUGGAUGAUGAUUCCCUGGGAGGAGGAAAUGGUAGUACCAAAAGCAAUUCAAAGAAGAAAAAAGUUAAAGCAUCCCCAGAUAUUCAAAUCAAUACUGGGUCCCUCAAUGGUUAUGGCCAUCUCCCGCAAAAGAGAGGUCCUGUUACGGAGUUGAGUGACAAUGACCAUAGGAACGAGAAAAAGGCUAAGCCAUCUAAGCCUCCAGGUAAAGAAUCCAGUGCUAGAAAAGAUAAAAAAGGCUCCCAUUCUAAGAAUUGGCCACUUGGACAAGAUGUUGGCAGCUCUCUUUCUCAUCGUAGUUUGGAUGGUGCCGAUUCUUUGAAAAGGGAUUUAGGAGUGAUACAGCCUUCUCUUGUAGCCACUUCAAGUUCUUCCAAGAUAUCUGGUUCGCAUAAAACUAAAUCCAGCCUCCAGGAGAUGAAAGGAUCACCAGUAGAAUCUGUUUCUUCAUUGCCGAUGAGAAUCCCUAACCGAGAUAAGCAUUUGCGGUCAUCUAGGGAUGGUAAGGAUUUUCUGGAUGCUGGUCGUACGAGAUGCUCAGAUGGAGAAGAUGAUGGUGGUAGCGAUCGCUCUGGGACUGGUAGCAAGAAGAAGUCUGUUCUGGCCCAUCAUAGGCCUUCAAAGUCCCCCUUGAUUGAUACGUUGAACAAAGAGGCUAGUAAUAUGUCAGGAAAAAAGGCUAAAGCAAAGGAGAAGUCUGCUUCUGAUGCCCCAAAUUGCGACCUCCCAAAUGGUAGUCUUGGCAAUUCAGGAACUGAUCAUCAGCAUCCUUGUAAACCAUGGGGUCUAGAACAAGUUCAGAAUGAAGAUAGACCAACUGAAAUGCGAUAUAGGGGUAAUGAGACAUAUCCAGUUAAAUGUGGAAAGGAUUUAUCUUCACAGUUGAAGGACAGGAGUGGGGGCUACUGUCCAGAAAUGGGCAUGGAUAAGGACAAAGUUCCUUAUUCCCAUAAUGAUUUGCGAGGAAGGUCUCCUCCUCAUUCGGAUUUGAAGGUUAAGAAUGGUAAACACAGGGUGCAGGAAAAUCAUAGGAUCAAAUCUGGAGAUGGAAGAAAGGAUGGUUCAGGAAAACUGUCCAUUGAGAGGGGUAAAAGAGAUAGUGAAUCAAAUUUUGUCAGGCAUGAAGGUCCAGAAUCUAUGGUAGAUAGCACUUCCAAAGAGAUUAUGGUUUUGUCUGCGAGGAAGAAUCAGCAGCAGGAUUGCAAUGGUACUGCUUCAAAGAGGUCCCUUUUUCAGAAAAAUGAUCAAUUGGAAAAAGUUUCUGGAAAAAGUACACCGGUACCAUUACCAACUUCAGGAGAAUUUCGAAAUCAAAUGCCGCAUUACCCCCCUUCAGCAGGGGGUGGAAAAGGAAAUGCAACUGAUAUUUUGCAAUUAGAUGCUUCAGAAAGCAAUGACGCUUCAAAGGGGAAAAAGCAUAUUAAGAAUCGUCAAAAGGAAACUCAGACCAAUGGCUCAAGACAUUCCACCCCCAAUGGGCGGGUGCCCAAUGAUGCGCCAAGUCCAGCUAGAAGGGAUUCCUCCAACCAGGCUGCUACCAAAGCUAUGAAAGAAGCUAAAGAUUUAAAACAUCUUGCCGACCGUUUUAAGAAUUCUGGGUCCAAUCUUGAGAGCAUUGGGUUUUAUUUCCAAGCAGCUUUGAAGUUUCUCUAUGGAGCCUCUUUGCUUGAGCCGUCCAACAACGAGGCUGCCAAACAUAGUGAGAUUAUUCAAUCAAUGCAAAUAUAUAGUAGCACUGCAAAACUAUGCGAGUUUUGUGCUCAUGAAUAUGAGAAAAUCAAAGACAUGGCUGCGGCUGCUUUGGCAUACAAAUGCAUGGAAGUAGCAUACAUGAAGGUGAUUUAUUCUUCACAUAACAAUGCAAUCAGAGAUCGGCAUGAGUUGCAGUCAGCUCUGCAAAUGGCUCCUUCUGGGGAAUCUCCAUCAUCUGCCUCUGAUGUUGAUAACUUAAAUAACGCCACCACAGCCGACAAAGUUGCUCCUUCUAAGGGUGUCGGUUCAAGCCAAGCUACUGGGUCCCAUGUCAUUGCUCCUAAACACCGUCCCAAUUUUUCACGGUUGCUUAACUAUGCGCAGGAUGUAAAUUCUGCCAUGGAAGCAUCAAGAAAAUCGCGAAUUGCGUUUGCAGCUGCAAAUGCAAGCUUGGGAGGAACAACCAAUAGGGAGGGUAUCUCUUGCAUAAAAACGGCUCUUGAUUUUAACUUUCAUGAUGUAGAAGGCCUACUGGGUCUAGUACGGAUUGCAAUGGAGGCUAUUAGCCGUUGAAAAAACUGAGCAGACUAUAGAAAUGAAUUUCGACUUGGGACUCAUCUUGUUGGUAUAUUGCUUUGAGAAGCAUUGAUGAGGGAAGGAGAAGUGGCCAGCCUCACUACACGAAAACCCUGUUGAUAGCAUGGUUACAGCCUUUAGUGGAUCUCUCUGUACAUCGUUGUCCUGGUGCUAGGUGAAUAUAACACUGUUGGCAGGGUAAAACUACUUUGCCAUUUAUUUUAAACUUAGGACUCUAAUUGAGGAAAGCAUGAUCCGCUGCAGAGGCUUUUGUAUAUGGAUGUUCUUCCGAGACAUGUACCUGGAAUACUUGUGAUCCAAGGUCAUGAUCCUGUCAAAUGUAUAAAAAGAACUGGAGAUCAUUGUGGGAGAAUUUUGAGUUCUGAUGCUGGAGCCUGUAGGGGCUCCGUUUUCCACAGAAGGAGUUCUUGUUUGUCUGACGUAUUGAUUCGAAGACACCUUAAUGUUCGUUUCUUGAUUUGUGUGUCAUUCUUGAACUCGGGUCAUGCUAAUCUAAAAGGACGAUACAUGCAAGUAUCCGGUGAUCUUUGUAAUCCUUCUGCAAUCAGUUUUUGUGUUUGCAUGCCAGGGAAGGGGGUGAAGAAAGGUUAUGAACUUGGUUUUUUUUUUCCUGUUAUGUUAUGGAGUGGAAUAAAUAAAUAAUAUGAUACAUUGUAAUAAUAGCGUCAAGUACGUGCGUAUUACUCCCAGCACCGAUGUCGUUUGAGUUAAUUUACUCCAGUUUCUGUACAUUUCCAUGCACAAGUUAUUGAACUCGGUAGAAUGCAAAAAGUUCUUUUCUAGAGAAGAAUGGAAAAAAGUGAUGGGGACGAGGGGAGCUUAUGAAGUUAUCAUCCUACACAAUGAGCUGGAACAUGCAGUAAUCAUGGGCUUGCAAAAAUUUGGGGCCGGGGGGUAUCCACCAGGAUAAAAGAACUGCACUCGGAAUCUCUUGGAAAUUCUUUUUUCGCUGAAAGUUCAGUUAGAGGAAAGAGGAAGGAUUGUUUCUUCUAUCUCUAUUCAACUGGUCACAAUUUUACGGAUAGCUGAGUGUCUUCAGAGGCUGUUAAACGGUCUGAGAACCGAUAUGUUUUUUGAAGAAACUAGGUGUGAUGACUCUUAUGGUUAGAGAGAACCAAAAAUAAGGGGGUGGGUGUGUGUGUUGGGGAAAUUGCAAAAUCUGCAAAAUUACAAAUGGGUAAAUGAAACCUCUUUGCGUA